Messenger RNA from Nestor notabilis (Kea), 989 nucleotides. It is a transcript of the gene HAUS8, whose product is annotated as HAUS augmin-like complex, subunit 8. NCBI's taxonomy places the organism in Eukaryota, Metazoa, Chordata, Aves, Psittaciformes, Psittacidae. The record is from RefSeq and is a predicted model, not a curated record. The annotation marks the transcript as partial. The transcript is spliced from 9 exons.
GAGGAAAAGUCGUGAAGUCUCGCUACCUGCAGUACGAUAAGAAGGACGCCAAGAAAGAUGAUGCUUCAGCAAAUUCCUUUGCAAAGUCCACUUCUAAACUGUCAUCUGCAACUAAACCAAGAUCAAUUUCUCCUCAGAAACGUAGAACUCCUGCUGGUGUUGCCCCCAGCUCAUUAAGUAAAGGUAGUUUUGAGAAAUGUUACUUGCAGUCCACUUUAUUAGAUGAGGAUAAAACUGAUCUACCAGACAUUGAUCUUUCAGCUGUUAAUGAUAAAAGUGUGUGCAGGAAGUCUUCUGAUUCAGAAUCUGCUUACGAAGAAGAUACAGUAACAUGUGAAGACCCUGAAGCAGAGGAAGGUGAUUCUGAUGAUGCAAUAGAAGAGCUGGAAUCUCAGACACUGCUUUUAACUUACCUAAGACUAAAGGCAGAAAAAAAUCUUGCCAAGCUGGAGAAAGAAGCAGAAAAAAACUUGUUAAUGUUGUGUGAAGAAAAGGAGAGAGAACAGAAGCAGCUCUUUGAGUUGAAGCGUGACAUCCUACUCAAAGAAAGAGAGCAGAAACUUAACGAUGCAUUAGACAAACAGAUGGAUUUACUUUCUUCCCUUGUUCCUGUUUGUGAAGAACUUCAAGAGAAAUAUAAAAGAUUUGCAGUUUCCCUGGAUGCCACUAGACAUGAAUUACCCAUAAAGAAUAUUCACAUAGAAGGAGAUAUGCAAACAUACCUUGAAGAACUGCAAAAGCAGUUGAAGAUCACAGAGGAGCUUUUGACAGAACUUACACCGAGCUACUCAGAAGAAAGUGCAAAAGCAUUUAGUGUACUGGAAGAGCUUAGAGAAGUGUCUCGGGAACUGGAUGAAGAGCUUCAAAGGAGCUUCCCAAGAACGCUGAACCUGUUCUCUGAAGUUAGUAAAGAAGUUUCUCUGCAUAACCAAAGAAAAUGCGAAGAGAAUCAUGGACUAGAUGUUAUGAAGCGCUGGUACUUCAAAUAA